Messenger RNA from Gossypium arboreum, 1505 nucleotides. RefSeq names its product short-chain dehydrogenase TIC 32 B, chloroplastic-like. Bases 177 to 1253 code for a protein of 358 amino acids. The transcript is spliced from 8 exons. The record is from RefSeq and is a predicted model, not a curated record. NCBI's taxonomy places the organism in Eukaryota, Viridiplantae, Streptophyta, Magnoliopsida, Malvales, Malvaceae.
GACCUCAUAACAUAAGCCAUAGCAAAGUUGACCAAUACAAAACCAAUCAUUAAUCCAAUGAAAAACUUGAGGAAACUUUCACAAAUCAACGUUGUUUAAUUGUGGAGAGUAGAAAGUUAGUGUAGUGGGUGAAGUGGGAAAGAAAGUCCUUAAGGGUUGGGUUGUGUAUACAAACUAUGUGUAGUAUAUAUAUGUUGGUUGUAGCUAUUGUGUUGCCUUGUUGCUUUGAGAUUCUGAGCUUAAAUUGUGGCACCCUCAUGAAGGAAACACUGAGGUACUUAGCAGGCAUUGUAGGCCCCAGUGGUUAUGGCUCUAAAUCAACAGCUGAACAGGUUGCAAACAGUUGUUCUUACUUGGUCGACUCUCAACGUCUAACGGCUAUUAUCACUGGAGCGACGUCGGGCAUCGGAGAAGAGACAGCCCGAGCGGUGGCGAAGAGAGGAGUGAGAGUGGUGAUACCAGCGAGGGACAUAAAGAAGGCAGCUGAAUUGAAGGAGAGAAUUCGCAAGGAUAAUCCAAAUGCAGAGGUUAUAUUAUGCGAGAUUGAUCUUAGUUCUUUGGCUUCAGUGAAGAGAUUCUGCAAUGAGUUCCUGGCUCUAGGGCUGCCCCUUAACAUCCUCAUAAACAAUGCUGGGAUAUUCUCUCAGAAAUUGGAGUUUUCGGAGGACAAAUUUGAGAUGACAUUUGCAACAAAUUACCUUGGACAUUAUUUAUUGACAGAAAUGUUGAUACAAAAGAUGAUAGAAACAGCAGAGCAGACAGGCAUCCAAGGAAGAAUCAUAAACCUUUCUUCUGUAAUUCACAGCUGGGUUGGAAGAGACUGUUUCCACUUCAACCAAAUGCUCCACCCUAUCAACUAUAAUGGCACACGUGCUUAUGCUCAAUCCAAACUAGCAACCAUUUUGCAUGCCAAAGAAAUAGCCAAACAGCUCAAGGCCAAAAAUGCAAAUGUAACUAUUAAUGCCGUACACCCAGGAAUCGUAAAGACCGGAAUUUUCAGAGCGCAUAAGGGCUUUAUUACAGAUUCUAUUUUUUUCAUUGCUUCCAAGUUGCUCAAGUCUAUAUCUCAGGGUGCAUCCACUAGCUGCUAUGUAGCACUGAGCCCACAAGUAGAAGGGAUGAGCGGGAAAUACUUUGUAGACUGCAAUGAGAGCAACUGCUCAGUCUUAGCCAAUGACGAAUCGGAGGCACGAAGGCUUUGGAGGCAGACCCGAGCUUUGAUCCGUCGACGUUUGUAUCAAACACCUUGUUAGAUUCGCCAAAAUCCUCAAGUUGUACAUAAAUGUUGAUGAUGCAAGAAUUGUCCGACUGUGCUUAUUAUGAGUUACUAUCUGUUUCAAAGGUGAAUACCAUCACAAUGUUGUCUGGAGGAAGGUGGUAUUUCAUAUUUGUCAUAUAUAAUUUCCACCAACAAUAAAUAUUUCUAAGCAUUAUCACUUGUAAAUGCAGAAUAUAUUUUACAGGAUUAUUUAUCUAUUACAUAAUAAAGAGUACUUUUCAAUUAA